Cottoperca gobio is the source of this 1166-nucleotide messenger RNA. RefSeq names its product vascular cell adhesion protein 1-like. Lineage: Eukaryota; Metazoa; Chordata; Actinopteri; Perciformes; Bovichtidae. The transcript has 6 exons. The record is from RefSeq and is a predicted model, not a curated record. Bases 1 to 984 code for a protein of 327 amino acids.
AUGACCAGGGAUCACAAUGUAAAAUCUGUUUGUUUUCAAACCCCAGAUUCUCCUCCGAGCCCCACAAUUGAGAUCUCAGGUGAUGUGAAGGAGAACGUGUCUGUCACUAUAAACUGCUCCGCUGCAACUCCCUGUCCACACGACCCUCCUCAACUCACCUGGACUCUCCAACAAAACCCCGACAACAUAAUAAAGGAAAACGCAGAUCGGACCUUCACAACUGAAAUCCAGAAGACCUUCAUUCUGUCAGACCAACAUGAUGGAUUGAACAUCACCUGCUCUGCCAGUUAUCCUGUGAAUGAAGGGACAGAUCACAAGACAGCAGAGGAGACAAAGACUCUCAAUGUUUCAUAUGCUCCCAAGAACACCUCAACGUCCAUCAGUCCAUCCUCAGGUUGGGCAGCAGACAGCAGGGUGAACCUGAGCUGCUCCAGCACAGCCAACCCUCCCGUCAGCAGCUUCACCUGGUUCAAGAAGAGCAACGAUGGAGCCGUCAGAGUGUCUGAAGGAAGAUGUUACAGCUUCAAUGUGACAGGUGGAGGGGUUUAUUACUGUGUGGCCACAAAUGGUCUCGGUAAUCAAACCUCUUCAGACAUCCAGCUCACUAUAGAAGAACCAUCUUAUACAUCUUCACGAGAUCUUCUAGCAGUGAUCAUCAUUGCGAUCAUCGUGCUCAUCUCCCUGCUUGUCUGUGUUUGCACUCUCGUGUGUUGGAGAUGGUUUAAGUCGACACGUUCAACUCAACAACCGACUCAGAGUCAAACAGCUGAAGAGCUGGCUGUUAAAGAGCCAGCACCAAAAACAGAAGAAGACAUCCAUUACGGAGAGAUCGACUUCUCCAAGCGGAGACCUGAACAGCCCUCAGAGCAAGACGGUGCACUGCAGCAGGAAACUCUGUACGCACAGGUCAAAGUGCCCGAGACAGCAAACCGCUCAACACCGACUGAUGACGAGGCGCUCUACGCCCAAGUGAAGAGGAAAUGAGGGUUGUUUGUGUCAAGACGCAGACAAAAUUUGAAUAGAAUUCUUAUAUGUACCUUUAUGUUUAUUACAUAUAUAUCUAAAUUAUAUUACUGUACCGUAUGUUUUUAUGUUUGUAGAAAAAGACACCUGGACAUGAAAAAGUCAUUUUCACUGCUUACAGUUCAAUAAAGGGAAACUCCAAA